Molecule: messenger RNA, 438 nt
Organism: Brassica rapa (field mustard)
Lineage: Eukaryota; Viridiplantae; Streptophyta; Magnoliopsida; Brassicales; Brassicaceae
Product: glutathione S-transferase T2-like
Source: RefSeq, a predicted model, not a curated record
AUGGCACACACCAUCUUUGCCAACGACCAUAAAACAAAAUUUAACCUCCACCAUGCUUGGGAGGAGUUGAGGUACGACCAGAAAUGGUGUGAAGCUGCAACGCACAAGACUACUGGAAGCGGUAAGAAGAGAAAGUGUGAUGGAGCACAAUCAGAUGGAGCAACUUCCCCUCUCUGUGAUCAAGCAACACAACGACCUCCUGGUGUUAAGGCGGCGAAAGCAGCAAGCGGUAAGAGAAGUAUAGGAGAUCACCAGGAAGGGAAAGGAACAGCUAAGUUUGAAACCUUGUGUUCUAUUAAAGAUAGAGAUUUGAUCGUUCAAGAGAGACUUUCGAAGCAACGUUUGCUUGAAAGUCUCAUCUCCAAAAAAGACCCACUGUCUGAAGCUGAAGAAGCUCUAAAGCAGAAGCUAAUAAAUCGAGUCUUUGAAGAUGUUUAA